AUGAGGCGGAAGCUCCUGGCUCUGACCGGCCAUGGGCUCUCCCAGGCCAUCGCGUGCUUGAUGGACAUGAACGCGCUGCUGGACCGGUUCCACAACUACAUCCUCCCGCACCUGCGGGGCGAGGACCGCGUCUGCCACUGCAACUGUGGCCGGCACCACAUCCACUACGUGAUCCCGUACGACGGGGACCAGUCGGUGGUGGACGCCUCCGAGAACUACUUCGUGACAGACAACGUCACCAAGCAGGAGAUCGACCUCAUGCUGGGGCUGCUGCUCGGCUUCUGCAUCAGCUGGUUCCUGGUGUGGAUGGACGGCGUCCUGCACUGCGCCGUGCGCGCCUGGAGGGCCGGCCGGCGCUACGUGCAGAGGCGGGCAGCUCUGACGGGCAGCACGGGCCUGCUCUGCUCACCCCUCACGGAUCCCCGACUGUGCCAGGCCUUCCCCUGGCUAGACGCCCCCACUGCAGCAGCCAGCUCUCAGCUACCCCUGGACCGGGGGGCUGUGCCUUCUUCCCGCUCUGGGCCUGGCUUGGAGACACGUCCCCUAGGAGUGUCCUGGGGGUAG
Molecule: messenger RNA, 564 nt
Organism: Pteropus alecto (black flying fox)
Lineage: Eukaryota; Metazoa; Chordata; Mammalia; Chiroptera; Pteropodidae
Gene: TMEM240
Product: transmembrane protein 240
Exons: 4
Coding region: 1-564 (187 amino acids)
Source: RefSeq, a predicted model, not a curated record